Vespula pensylvanica (western yellowjacket) is the source of this 6370-nucleotide messenger RNA. Its product is annotated as dual 3',5'-cyclic-AMP and -GMP phosphodiesterase 11-like. Bases 1719 to 4667 code for a protein of 982 amino acids. Gene Ontology annotation, molecular function: 3',5'-cyclic-GMP phosphodiesterase activity; protein binding; 3',5'-cyclic-AMP phosphodiesterase activity. Gene Ontology annotation, biological process: signal transduction. The record is from RefSeq and is a predicted model, not a curated record. NCBI's taxonomy places the organism in Eukaryota, Metazoa, Arthropoda, Insecta, Hymenoptera, Vespidae. The transcript is spliced from 15 exons.
CAAACGAGAAAUUACAAAAUUCUGCACACUCGUCACGAAGAAAAUGCUCGUAUGCAAUUCUUCGACGCUACCAUCGCUAGACGUGCAAGUUCGCGCCUUCUUGCGCGUAUCUUACCUCUACCUGGCUCCUCGCGAUAUCUAUCCCUCUUCCUCUUCACCGAGCAUACCUUUUUCCUUUUCUCUCUCGAUCACACCGCCUGAAAUACUCCCCGCCUUUCGAACCUUCUCUUGGCAAGCAUCAGCCUCGCUUCUGACGCAUCGCACUUGCUCUCUCCCUCUGUCGGUCCGUUGUGUCGUUGCGCUGGCCUCUCAGUCUGGCGCGCAACAGUGACUCGACUCGACUUCGCUCUGCAGUCGCGAUCAAGCUCGCGUUCGAAACGGGGCACGUGUGCGAUGCGGGGACUUCCUUAUUGCGCAUUUUUCACAUAUUAUUUAUUACUUUUGCUUUUCGUUCUUAGAGACAACGACCAAUGGGAAAGCAGAGGAGUGAAUCGUCAUGGUUUUUUAGACCACUCUGCUUAAACGUUUUCCCAAUCUUUUUUCUUCGUCUUAGUGUUUGUCAUUUGCUCUAGUUUUAUCGUCUGGUUCUCUUCGUCGUUUAUGCGAGAGAAGCUACAGAACGAACAAAUAAAUGUGAACAAGUUCGAAGGAUCGUAACCGAUCGUGGAGCUAGUUAAGAAAUUUACUGAAAAUCGAAGAUGCUAUAAGGAUCCCAUUGUUCAUCGUUCGAUCGCGUUCGAAUCGAUCGACGAGUUUUUGUUUACACGCCGCAAGCGGCUCGAGAAUCACCGUUGGAACUCUCGCUAGGUGGUUACAUAUCUGUGCUUUUAAACUAAAUCUUGGGGAAUUUGACACAAAGAUCGAAGCGAAAUCGUUGUCGAAUUGUCGUUCGAUUCAUCGAAAAACUCGUCUCUUCUUCGACGUGGAGACCAAAGCGUAUCUUUUAGCGUGCAGAGAGAUAGAGAAAAAGAGAAAAGAAGCAGUGUUUAACUCGUUGGGAAAGAGGGAAUCACGGGAAGAUCCCACGUAUUCGCUCGAUCGUUUCAGAGAGAGAGAGAGAGAGAGAGAGAGAGAGAGAGGGAGAGGGAGGGAGGAAGGGAGAGAGAGAGUCGAGGCCACGUGGGUGUUAUCGGAGCGAAUUUGCCCCGAGAGGUCGGUUCGGUACGUGGGAGUGAUUACACGAACGAGUUCAUUCAUCGUGCGGAUUCCAGCGCGCCGGAAGUGACGACGACUUCCUCGGAGAGCUCCGACGUACGUCGUCGAAAGAGAAAGAGAAAGAGAGAGAGAGAGAGAGAGAGAGAGAGAUCGCUCGAUUCGCGCGUGCAUUCGAGAUUCGUCUUUUGUGGAAAGUGCCACUCGAAAAAAAAAAGUAUAAGGACGAAGAGAAAUUUAGAGAAAAGGAAGAAAAAAGAAAACAUUAUCGAGAGAACAAUAAAAAAGGAGGAGAAGAGAAUGUCGAAGAUGGCGCCAAAAGUAGCAACGCUCGAAAAGAAACUGCAAUGUUCCGUCGAAAGUUUCGUGGCAUAGUUCCUCUUCCCUUUUGUCCUUUCUUUUACUCUCUCGAUGUCAGUCUAUCCAAAAGAGAAUGAAAUCGACUUCUAAGCCGUCGUUGCUCGAGUCACGAGGACGACCAAGGAUAUGCGAAUGAUCGACGAAUCCACCCUACCUCCCUUUCUUUUUCCUUCGUCGAGGCGCAACGACACGAUCAGCGCGCGAUUAUGCAGCUGAAGAAAGCGAUGCUUAAGAUAUUCGACCAAUGUAAGUGCCUGCACUUGCGGAGCAUCGAGGAGCCGAGGAUGACGGCGGAGACGGCAGCUCCUUGUCUGCAGGGGGUGCAAGGGGUGCAGGGCGUUAUGGCGGGUCAGGGCAUGUUGCAACAGGUGCAAGAUGGAAAGUCCACGGGAAGUUAUUACACCUCGACUACGACCGUCUACGAUCCGGAAUACGCUCGAAUGGAGGCCUGGCUCGACGAGCACCCCGACUUCGUCAACGAUUAUUUUCUCAGGAAGGUGACACGGCAAACGGUAGACAUGUGGUUAGUGUCGCACGCGACGCCAACGUCGUCCUCGAGCAGCUGCAUGGAAUUGUCGAGUCCAACGCACCCCGGUGGUGGUUCCUCGUCCUCUGGCCGAGGUGCCUCCAGCGGCGGUUCCGGGGCCACCACGCCGGUCAGGAAGAUCUCCGCUCACGAGUUCGAGCGAGGUGGCCUUUUGAAGCCGAUCGUCAAUACGAUCGACGGUACGCCGACCUUCCUAAGCGUUUCCUCCGGCGACGCGGAUCAAUCCGGCGGACAGCCGGUUGGCUCGACUAAUUCUGCUCGGCCCCAAAGACGAUCUAGGCACGAGCUGAGGCAUCUGGACGAGAAGGAUCUUAUAUUCGAGCUGGUCAAGGAUAUCUGCAACGAGUUGGACGUCAGAUCUUUGUGCCACAAGAUCCUUCAGAACGUGAGCACUUUGCUCCACGCCGAUCGCGGCUCGUUGUUCCUGGUCCAAGGCGAGAGGGGUGGCGGGCACGUACCCUCCUUGCAAAAUCACGAGGCGAGCGUUAACAAUACCGACAAUGGAACCUCCCGACUGGAACCGUCCGGCAACCAGGAUUGCGGCCAAACCUAUUCCAAAAGUAGGUGUCUCGUCUCGAAGCUCUUCGACGUUUGCUCGAGAUCGACUCUCCUCGAGAUGGAGAAGAAGGACGAAAUCAAGAUACCUUGGGGAACCGGGAUCGUUGGUUACGUCGCCGAAAGCGGAGAACCUGUCAACAUACCAGACGCUUACAAGGAUUCGAGGUUUAAUCGUGAGAUCGACGCGCUUACGGGGUACAGAACGAGAGCGUUGCUGUGUAUGCCGAUCAAGGAUUGCAACGGCGACGUCGUCGGGGUCGCCCAGGUCAUCAACAAGCUCGGCGGAGAGGCGCAAUUCACGGCGCAGGAUGAAAAGGUCUUUGCCGGUUACUUGCAAUUCUGUGGAAUCGGUCUGAGGAAUGCCCAACUUUACGAGAAGAGUCAGUUGGAAGUAAAGAGGAAUCAAGUGCUGUUGGAUCUAGCCAGAAUGAUCUUCGAGGAGCAGAGUACGAUAGAACACAUGGUCCUGAGGAUCUUAACUCACACGCAAUCGUUGAUACAAUGUCAGCGCGUUCAGGUAUUAUUGGUGCAUAAGGCAUCGAAAGGAAGCUUCUCUCGCGUGUUCGACUUCGAGGCGAACGAUCUCACGGGCGAAGAUUCCGAUUCUCGUACGAGUCCGUUCGAGAGUAGAUUUCCUAUAAACGUCGGCAUCACCGGAUACGUGGCGACGACAGGCGAGACGGUCAGCAUACCAAAUGCCUACGAAGAUCCAAGAUUCGAUCCGUCCGUCGACGAAGGUACGGGCUUUCGACAUCGCACCAUACUCUGUAUGCCCAUAAAGAAUUCAUCCGGACAAAUAAUCGGCGUUAUACAACUCAUCAACAAAUUCGACGAUCUUCCUUUUACAAAAAACGACGAGAACUUUGUCGAGGCGUUCGCCAUAUUCUGCGGCAUGGGGAUACACAAUACGCACAUGUACGAGAAGGCUGUGAUAGCGAUGGCCAAACAAAGCGUUACUUUGGAAGUACUGAGUUACCACGCGUCGGCGUCUUUGGAGGAUGCUCAAAGGCUGAGGGGAUUAAGAGUGCCAUCCUCGGCGCACUUUCAAUUACACGACUUCAAAUUCGACGACAUACAUAUGGAGGACGACGAGACUCUCACGGCUUGCUUAAGAAUGUUUCUCGAUCUGGACUUUGUCGAGCGUUUUCACAUAGACUACGACGUACUUUGUAGAUGGUUACUCAGCGUUAAGAAGAAUUAUCGGAACGUAACUUAUCACAAUUGGAGACACGCCUUCAAUGUCGCUCAAAUGAUGUUUGCCAUUUUGACUGCCACACAGUGGUGGAAAGUCUUCGGUGAAAUCGAAUGUCUCGCAUUGAUCAUUGCCUGUCUCUGUCACGAUCUCGAUCAUCGUGGUACCAACAAUUCUUUUCAAAUCAAGGCUUCUUCCCCGCUGGCGCAACUUUAUUCAACUUCCACGAUGGAACAUCACCACUUCGAUCAAUGUCUAAUGAUACUGAGCAGUCAGGGUAAUCAGAUCUUGUCGAAUCUUUCACCGGAGGAAUAUUCUCGAGUGGUCAAGGUCCUCGAGGAGGCUAUUCUAUCGACCGAUCUUGCCGUCUAUUUUCGAAAAAGAGGAGCCUUUUUCAGCUUGGCGCGAGGUGGCGGCUAUAAUUGGGCAUACGGCGAUCAUCGUGAACUUUUGCGUGGUAUGUUGAUGACCGUAUGCGAUUUGGCGGCCAUCACGAAACCUUGGGAGGUCGAGAAGAGAGUGGCCGAGUUGGUCAGCAGUGAAUUUUUUGAACAGGGCGACAUCGAAAGGCGGACGUUAAAUAUUACGCCAAUCGAUAUUAUGAAUAGGGAGAAAGAGGAUCAGUUGCCGAUGAUGCAAGUUGGCUUCAUCGAUUCGAUUUGCCUCCCCAUAUACGAGGCAUUCGCUUUACUAUCGGACAAAUUGGAGCCCUUGGUCGAAGGUGUCAGGAACAACAAGCGACAUUGGUUAGAAAUUGCGGAGUCCAAGUGCCAAACAGAAAAUUGCACGAAUCACGACAGGACGUCGACGCCAUCCGACGACGAUAACGAAGAGAUCAACGAACAAGCGGACCAAUAGCCGUUGAUACAUCAGUGCACGCGCGAUUAAAGUUUAAUGCCUCAAAGAAAUGGAUCAACGGAUCGUACCUCGCGCUUCGAUCAUCGACAAGAGUGACGAAGGAACGAACGAACGAACGAACGAACGAACGAACGAACGAACGAACGAACGAACGAAAAUUGUCGUUCGCCGCUUCGAGAAAUCUAUCGAGAAAUUUUCAUUCGUGGCCGCAACAUUUUUCUUCUCCUUUGCGGUCAAAGAAUCUUUCCUAUUCUUGUGAUUUCUUCGACGAGUAAAAAGAAAAACAAAAAAGAUAAAGAAUCGCUUAUAUCUCUGUUCGUUACGAUUAACGAACAUUGUCUAAUGUAAGGAUCGAUAAAAAUAAAAUUGUAAUUAUUCUCGUACUCGCGGGAUAAAAAGAAGGUUCGUGAUAAAAGAACCAUCUUUGUCCUCUCUUCGAAAGAGAAAAGAAAAAGAUAUAAGACAAAUCGAUCCUGAGAUGCUACUCUUGUACCUGACCCGUAUUGUACCUAUAUACACUAUGACAAUAUUUCUAUGUUUCGAGAGAGGAUGGAGAAGAUGAUACGAGAAAAAAAGGAAAAAAAGAAGAGAAACGAAAUGUGAUCGCGAAAGAUCGUUCGUGGAUCGUUUUCGUUUUUCCUCUCGUUUGUAUUUAUAAGGAUCUCUUGGAAAACCAAUGGACGCAAACGCGAUGUGCAUAAUGACACUGAACGCGCGUGUGUCUGUCUCUGUCUGUGUGUGUGUGUGUGUGUGUGUGUGUACGCGUGCGUGCACAUGUAAUUAUAUACACAAAUAUGUAUGUAUGUAUCUAUGCAUGUACGUAUGUAUGUAUGUAUAUAUGUAUGUAUGCAUGUAUGCAUGUAUGUAUGUAUGUAUAUUCGUAUACCAAAGUGCACAUUUUUACAUAUAUCGAGGUCGAUCGCAGAGCGACGACGAGAACGGUACUUGUCGUCUCUUCUCAUAUCCGUUAGUUAGAAUCCUUCGACUAAGGCGAAAGAGAAUCAGUGUCUCUCUUUUCUCUUCUCUUUUCCUCGCUUCCCUCUUUUUUUAUCUCGAAAAAUUUUGGCGGCUGGAUUGUACUUCUUAGACGUCUCGAUCCUUGAAUAUAGAGCACGGUUUUCCUUUUUCCUCACAUAAAUUUGUUAAGUCACGAUGGUAUAUACAUCUUUUAUGUUGGAUCGAAUAUAAGUAAUGACGAUUACCCGAAUCAAGACGACGAUCAGACAUAAUGUUAGAUAUAUACGUCUGUAGCUACCUUUUUGGAAAGUCUUACCUUUGCAAUAAGGCUUUAAGAAAUUCUCAUCAUGUCGCUAAUCGUAUCGCCAUAAUAACUUGCAUUGGAUGUGAUUUAAAAAAUGUAAUCUUUAAAGUUUCCUCUAGUUUGAAAAAAUUAUUAAAAUGGUUUGUGACGAAUAAAUGCAAACUCGACAAAAUGAGAGAUGGUAUUAAAAACGAAGAAAAGAAAAGGAAAGGAAACAUGUAUGAAAUAAAUUUGCUAGAAUCCAUCGUAAAUUUUCGAAAGUCAUUUGAAAAUAAAGAUGAAAUCUACGAUGAUCAUAUUUCGAUCAUUGUUCAAGCAUUAUUAAAACAAAAGAAUUCCGCAAGAAAUAGAAAGAGAACCAACGGAGCGUGUCACGUGUAAAUCGAACAUAUCAUUCUCCAUAAGCUUGUCAGAAUUAAUAAAUAAUAAUGAUGAUGAUGAU